CACUCAGGCACCCUCACCCACUCCCUGAAGCUUACUGAAGCAGAGCCUCUCGAGUUAACGGCCGACGACAGUAAACAAACAUCUCGCUGUGCGACGCCGUCAGCGCGAUUCACAAACAUGACCGAAAUCGUAAUGAGCCAGACACCACCGAUUCUGCAUGGCCCUUCAGAAAAGGAACGGAAAUAUGAUCGUCAGCUUCGCCUAUGGGCUGCCAGUGGCCAAGCUGCCCUCGAGUCAGCUAAUAUCUUGCUGGUGAACUCUGGCCCUGGCACAGUGGGUGUUGAGACUUUGAAGAACCUGGUAUUGCCAGGAAUUGGUCGCUUUGCCAUUUAUGAUGAAGCUAGGGUCGAGGAAGCAGACUUGGGCGUCAACUUCUUUCUGGAUGAGGACAGCCUGGGAAAGCCGAGGUCAGAGAGUCUCACAGGACAUCUGUUGGAGCUGAACCCAGAGGUCCAGGGUGACUGGUAUCCGAAUGAGAAUGUCAAGACUUUAGACUCCCUCCUCACGAGUUCCCCCGUCUUCACAACCAUCAUAUAUACACACCCCAUCACACCAGAGAACCUCUCGCUUCUGGAAUCACAUGGGCAACAACACCAAACCCCGCUGGUGGCGAUACACUCCGCUGGCUUCUACUCUUACUUCCGCAUCAACCUCCCAGGAGCUUUCCCCAUCGUCGAUACACAUCCAGACGAGACAGCCACGACAGACCUUCGCCUCCUCGCCCCAUGGCCUGAGUUGGCUGUGUUCGCGGAGGAGCUAGCGAAGAACAUUGAUGAUCUGUCUGACUUCGAGCAUGGUCACCUGCCUUAUGUCGUGAUAUUGCUCCACUAUCUUGAGAGAUGGAAAGCGGAGCAUGAUGGCAGCUACCCCUCAACCUACAAGGAGAAGACCGAGUUUCGUCGGAUAGUCCAGGGCGCAGCGAGGACCCAGAAUGCCGAGGGUGGCGAAGAGAACUUUGAUGAAGCGGCUGCUGCCGUGCUCAAGACCCUUGUGGUGCCAUCACUACCGUCGGGGUUGAAGGAGAUCUUCGAAUACGAGCGCACAAACCCAGCGGAGCAAAAGUCCGGGUUCUGGGUGAUCGCCGACGCGGUCAAGGCCUUCUACGAGAAGCACAAGUGCUUACCCCUCCCGGGGAAAGUGCCUGACAUGAAGGCCCAGUCCAAUGUGUACAUUCAGCUCCAGAAUAUCUACAAGGCAAAGGCACGCAAGGAUGCUGCUGAGAUCUUGGAAACCGUCCAAGCUACGGCCGGUGGCCAGACCAUCGAUCCCGCAGAAGUGGACCUCUUCUGCAAGAACGCAGCCUUUGUCAAGCUCAUCAACGCAACGACGGGGAAGAUCAGCAGGGCAGAUCGCUUGAAGGAGGUAGCAGCUCAAGAGUUUCGCAACGACGAGCAAGCCGAAAUGACCCUCCAGCCACUCUCGCUUCUCCCCAUUUAUCUCGCCAUGCAGGCAACAGCCCACCAAGUUGAGACAGAAGACGGCCGCGGCUGGCCUAGACAAGAGGAGGUGUUGGCAAGGGUAGCCAAGAUGGUGCCCGGGGCAGACGAGAACGAGAGGGUUUGCCAGGCGGUGGGGGAGGUGGCUCGCGCCGAGGGGGGCGAGCUGCACAAUGUUGCUGCGCUGACGGGGGGGAUGGUGGCGCAGGAGAUGAUCAAGAUCAUUACUAAGCAGUAUAUCCCUAUUGAUAAUACUUGCUUAUUUGACGGCAUUAGCAGCCGAUGCCAGAUCCUUCGCCUAUAGGGUAUCGGGGAAGGAGGGCGGGAUGUAUUAUGGGGAGCAGGGGAUCAGCAACAGGUGAUCGUGGAGGUGGAUCAACAGCAGGAGAUUGAAGGGGUAGUGGUGGUAAUGGAUGGUGAUGAUGAUGGGGUGAUGGUGAAAGAGGCAAGAGGGAAGAAGAGAAGGGGGGGUGAGCUGGGGCUUGUGGAUAUGGGUAGGGAAAGGGAAGCGCCGGCGUUGCGGCUGGGGACAAAACUGGAGGAGAAGGAGCCUGAAAGGGGUGCUAGCCGGCCUGGGCUUGCUGGGCUCGCCAGUAGGGAACUCAAGGGAGAGGCCUGCUUCUUGUGUGAGGAGGAUGAGGAGGAGAAGACAUGAUCGGAUCUGGGCUUCCCUUUCCUGCUUGGUGAGGUGCUGGAUACGGGGAGUGAAGGGCAGGCUGAGAAUAGAAAUCAAGGGAAACGAGGGGAAGGAAGGGUGUAUCUGCCGUCAUCAUAGAGUACUCUAUAGAAUGGGGAGAACAGAACUAAAAACGUCAGGGACCCUCAUAUGGUGGCCAGGACAAGAAAUUAUUGUGGUAUCUUGAUAAGGGAGUGGUUGGCUGAUAGAUGGAUGAUAAGCAGCAGCAGUUUCAACGAUCGUGUUUGGCCAUGAGCUGUUUGCAUCAUCGCAUGUCUGAUCUGUAAGUGCCCGUCAGCCAGUCAGUCGGGUUCGUCACCCAGUUAGAAUCUCACAUUUGUUUUCGUCUUUGGAUCAGGCUGAUAUCACACAAAACGACAAUGACGACGCGGUUGGUGUGUUGCGUGUGUGUUUCAUUGGAGGUUUCUCUUCGGCAUUGAAGGGUAGCUGUUCCGAUGGAAUAUCCCGCUUGGCUAGAUACCAAGACCCCGUAGCUACGCUUUUCUUCCAUUCGUUCUAUUCCGUUUUGGUACUUGGUGUUUGGGGUCAUGUUGGGG
Messenger RNA from Podospora bellae-mahoneyi, 2669 nucleotides. RefSeq lists its product as uncharacterized. Gene Ontology annotation, cellular component: cytoplasm. Gene Ontology annotation, biological process: protein neddylation. The transcript has 6 exons. Gene Ontology annotation, molecular function: NEDD8 activating enzyme activity. Lineage: Eukaryota; Fungi; Ascomycota; Sordariomycetes; Sordariales; Podosporaceae. Bases 118 to 1740 code for a protein of 540 amino acids. The record is from RefSeq and is a predicted model, not a curated record.